CAACCAUCGGGUUUUUCGCUUCCACAGCAUGAAUGGUUGACGCUUUUGAAGAAGGAGAACAAGGAACGUCAAAUGGUCAAGUCAAUGGCUCGCAGAAAUUACCUCCUUAAAUAUGUUCUACCUAAGGUGUCCGAGUGCCUUGUCAUCUAUGGUCAGCGAAGACCUGCCGAUCCUGUAGACUUUCUGGCGGAAUACAUUCUCCGAGACGCUGGAGUAAACUACAAUGGAAUUAUUCGCUAA
Molecule: messenger RNA, 240 nt
Organism: Hydatigera taeniaeformis
Lineage: Eukaryota; Metazoa; Platyhelminthes; Cestoda; Cyclophyllidea; Taeniidae
Source: the annotation of a GenBank genome assembly